CUGUCAAAAUAUCGUUUUAUCUGGAAGUUGGAGCUGCGAAGAAUUGUACCCGGUUUAUUUAUGUUUAAUUUAGAAAAAUGGGUGUGAUUUUAAAAUAUGUGGUUGCCGGGUUAUUACGGUAUUGGUUAAUUAAUUUGGAUUAUUGGCAAACUAUAGCGAACAGAGUGGAAAUCGCAACGCCUCUGAACUCAUGGAAGAGGUUAAUAGAAGGCGUUUAUUUAUAUGAUCACAACAUAAAUCCUUAUGAAGGAGAUUCGUUUCAUGAAUCACCUAUAAUGCUAGUAUUUUUCUACUAUAUCAUGAAAAAAGUGCCAUUUAUAUUACCGGUUUUAUUCACAUUGUUGGACCUCCUGACUGCUCAUCUUCUAUACAAAACUUCUAAAGCUUUUAUACGGAUUUUGAAAGAAUCCCAAGAGAAGCAACUGGCUGAAGUUGCUGAUGAGUCUAAACCUAUGCUUUUGGACGAUGCUCAACUGAAGGAAUCUGCAGAAUAUGUGUUAUCUGUUUACUUGUUCAACCCAUAUUCUGUUUUGAACUGUGCUGGUAUGACUACAACAGUUAUACAGAACUUGUUGGUGGCUACAGCAUUGUGGGGGGCUUCAAGUGGUCAGAGAAUUGUUGCUUGUGUAUUUAUUGCACUGGCUACACACCAAGCCCUGUACCCAGUAUUGCUAAUUGUACCAAUUGCCUUAAUAUUGGCUGAAGUCAACAAAGGGUGCACCAAAUGUUCUUAUAUAAGAACAUUACUUGUGUUUGUGUUAAGCUGGGGAUUCCUCAUUUAUUUGUCAGCAUAUAUUAUGGAUGGUUCUUACAAAUAUGUCUACAACACCUACGGAUUUAUAUUAACUGUGCCCGACUUGAAGCCAAACAUUGGACUGUUCUGGUAUUUCUUUACAGAAAUGUUUGAACAUUUCCGAGUGCUGUUUGUUUGUGCAUUCCAAAUCAAUGCUCUAGCCUUGUAUGUGGUACCUCUUACACUAAGAUUCAAGAAAGAUCCAAUACUAUUGGCCACAGUGCUUAUUGCACUCUCAAGUAUAUUCCGAUCCUACCCAUGUGUGGGUGAUGUUGGCUUUUAUUUAGCUUUACUGCCAAUGUGGAAACACUUAUUCACAUUCAUGCAGCAGAAAUUCAUAGUGGGCUGCACAUUCAUCAUCACCUCUGCACUUGGACCAACAGUGUGGCACCUGUGGAUAUACUCUGGAUCAGCGAAUGCCAACUUUUUCUUUGGAGUCACUCUCUCCUUUGCCACUGCCCAAAUAUUCCUUAUAACAGACUUACUGUUCGCAUAUAUCAAGAGAGAGUUUACCUUAAAAAAAGGGUCAUCAAGACAAGUGGAUGGAAAACCGGCCAAAUUGGUACUUCGAUAAUAAUAUACACUGUAAUGUUUUUGAUACAUCUUUCAGUUAAUAUUUACUAUUGCUGUUAGCUAAUUACUUAUUUCACGUCCAUAUUCUUUAUUCUUACUUACCAUGGAUUACGAAGAGAUUUUUUGUAAACAAACUUUUAGUUUUAUCCAUCAAAACUAAUUAUAGACUGUAUUUAGUGAGUUUAUUUUGAAACAUGCACAUGUAAAUUACUAAUGAAUGAAUAGUAUUGUUUGUACAUUCAUCCAAUAGAGACUGUUUCAUGCUAGAACAAAACAUUUUCUAUUGUAAGGUUAGUCUAUAAAUUAAUUUUAGAUAUUUUAUAUGACUGCAAAGUUAAGAUAUGAACAGAUAUAUGCCAGUAUGUGGCAUUAUGGUAAUACGGGCAGCACUUGUAAGAAAGCAGAAAGUUGCUAAAACGGAUUUUUGGCUCUUAAAAAGUAAUUGUUAUUGACGUUCUUUUUUUAAUUUGAACACAUAUUCAAUGCGUGUCUUGAACUACCACUGAAAUUAUCUUUGGUAUUUAGUAACAUAAAAAUAACUUAUGAUAUUAAUCUACAAAGUGGCCCAUGAAGCCAAUAUCUGUGUAUUUGAAACCCUUAUAUUACAGCUUGUUACCUCAAACCUCAAAUAAUACGGAAACCACAAAUUAUUGGAAGAUAUGUUUGCACCUUAGAAUUAAUUUCACCUUGGUUUGUAUAGAAUUUGGAUGAAGAAAGAUAUGUUUAUUUUUAUGUUGUUUAUGGCUGCCAUGUACAGGGAACUGACGGGAUUUGUGAGGAAAAAAACAUUCCUCGUCUUUUAUUUACAAUGUCAUACUGUCUUAUUUUAGUUUGUUUCUUUUUAUUAUACAUGAUUAUAUUUCUUUGAGAUAAAUAUGGGAACAAUUUUGUUUUGCCUACUUAAGUAUUUGUAUAUUUGGUUGUGUUUUUACUUGUAAAAGUUGCAUCACAAAUGUUAUUGACACCUUUGCAUUUAAAGUAUCGUACAAUUUAAUUAUAUUAUUAUUUAUUUAAAAAAACUACUGUCCAUUUAAUUUGUUCUUGAUAUCUAAUAAUUUAAUUUGAAUACCAAAUAUGUAAAGAAUGAAUUUAGUUUUUUUUUGAAACUAGAAUAAUUUUGUACAGAUGGAU
Messenger RNA from Spodoptera litura, 2497 nucleotides. It is a transcript of the gene PIG-U, whose product is annotated as phosphatidylinositol glycan anchor biosynthesis class U. Lineage: Eukaryota; Metazoa; Arthropoda; Insecta; Lepidoptera; Noctuidae. The record is from RefSeq and is a predicted model, not a curated record. Gene Ontology annotation, biological process: attachment of GPI anchor to protein. Gene Ontology annotation, cellular component: membrane; GPI-anchor transamidase complex.